Messenger RNA from Vitrella brassicaformis, 2947 nucleotides. The record is from the annotation of a GenBank genome assembly. Lineage: Eukaryota; Vitrellaceae.
CGAAGGAGAAGGGACGACACGACCGGCGUUGUGUGAGUGUUCGAGUGAGGGAGAGGGAUGUCUUACGCCUACAAUCUGUCAAGCGGCCCGCUGGGUCAGCCCCUGAUAGAUGCGGGUGACCGCCUGGCUGGCAAACAGCCACCCUAUCAACAGCCACAUCAGUACCAGCAGCAAUAUCAGUACCAACAGUAUCAGCAGCAGCAGCUGCAGCAGCAGCCACCCCUCCCCCCGCCAUCCGCCCCUGCCUCCCUCUCGGCACAGUCCCAGACGCCCGUGACGUCACCUCGUGUGCCGCCGUAUGGUGGCGGUGGCGGUGAUGAUGUGGUGUGUGUGUCGCCGGACGACAGCCGGCUGAUUCAGGAGAACAUCCAGGCGCUCCAACGGAAGACCGCCGAGAUAUCAAAACUGGUCAGUGUGUGUGUGAGGGAGAGAGAGAGAUGAGCUCACACACAGAGGAGGGAGGGGUGGAUGUGUGUGUGGUUUUUGUGGUUGUGUGUGUGGUUUGGUUCAGUGCUCGCGAGCUGUGGCGCGGCAUGAGCGCCCGGGGUUCCAGGCCAACCUGUAAGAAGACCAGACCUCUCUCCCACACACCGAGGGCAACAGACGAGUGUGUUGUGUGCGGUGCCUUGCGCGUGUGUGUGUGUCAGGCAUUCCCUGCUGACCAGUGCCCAGCAGGUGGCCGUGGAGACGCAGACACUGCUGCGGAAAUUCGCCGUCAUAUCGGGCGGCUCCCUCGCUGACAAAGUGAGUAGACCAUUGACACUCACCGUUUGUGUGUCCCCAUUGGUUUGCGUCUGUGCCUGUGCCUGUGCCUGUCUGUGCGUGUGUGUGCGUGUGCGUGUGUGUGUGUGUGUGUGUGUGUCACCCCAUCAGACUCAGCGCAAGUUGGUGUACGCCAAGUUGAAUGACAACUUUCACAAGGCGCUCAAAGCCCUUGAGAACGUCGCACAGACACAUGUGCUCAGAGGUGAGGGCCAGAGGGAGGGAGGGAGGGAGGGAGGGAGGGGAGUGAGAUGACUGACUGACCUCACCCAUCCUUCGAUCCAUGUGUGUGUGUGUGUCAGAGCACCUGACCCUGCAGGAGGCGGCUCACGGCGUCCCGCAGGCAGCCCCCGGGCCCUCAGGGCUGUCCCCCCCGCCAUCCACAUCGACCAACCCCUUCGACAGCGGCGGCAGCCAGUCCACAUGGAGCGGCUCGACCAUCGUCGACGGCAGUGGCCCAUACCAGGUCAGUCCUCUCGGUCUUUCUGCCAUGGCCAUCCAUUCACCUGUGGCUGUGGCUGUGUGUGUGUGUGUGUGUGUCAGGCCGGCGUCGCUGGUGCUGCUGUUGGUGGUGGUGGUGGUGGGUCGUAUCAGCCGUCGUCCUACCCCUUCCCCCCCUCGGUGUUCUACACCGCCCCUGCUGGCUCCGCCGCUGCUGCUGUCGGUGGUGUGGCCGGCGCGCCGCCAUCGCUCGACCGGCGGCCGUCCUUCUCGGAGAGCGAAGAGGACGAAACCCUCGAGUGAGUGACGGGGCAGAUCUGUGCACACACAACACAUGGGAGGAGGCGCAUGUGUGUGUGUGUGGUGUGGUGUGUGGUGUAGGAGUAGGGGCUUUUUGCGUUAUGGGAGCGCCAAGAACGUCGAGGAGGAGAUUGUGCGGGAGAGACAGGUGGGCGCUGUGUGGCACGGGGAGAGAGAGAGGGAGAGAGGGAGGGAGGGAGGGAGGGAAGGAGGGCGUGUUGACGCGAAUGUCCGUGUGUAUGUGUGUGUAUGUGUAUAUAUGUGUGUGUGUGUGUGUCUCAGGCGGGCAUCCAGCAGAUCGAGAAGGACAUUCAAGGUCGGUCACUUGGCCGGAAGGCACCUGUAGCACUGCACACACAUGGGCGGCUGGGUGGAUCUGAUCUGACUUGGUUUGGUUCCUGCAGGUAUCCACUCGCUCUACCAGCAGCUGUCGCACCAUGUCAACGUUCAGGGUGACACCAUUGGUACACACACACACAUACACACACCCACACACCGAACACACACACAAGUCGAUGCCCACACAGGCUCUCUCUCUCUGUGUGUGUGCGCGUGUGUGCGUGCGGUGGUGUGCAGACAACAUCGAGGCUCAGAUGCGCGCAGUGGCCGACCGCACGGCCGAUGCAGUGGAGCAGGUCGACAACGCAAGACGGCUGCAGAGAAGAAACACACGAAAACGGUCAGAAUUCUCCCCCCCAGCCAUUACCCUACCCGCCACACACACGGAUGUAUGUGUGGGGAUCAAAACACCACUCUCUCUCUCUCUCUCUCUCUCUGCGUGUGUGUGUGCAGGUUUGUGUUGUUUCUGGUGGUCCUUUUGCUGCUGGUGGUGCUCUUCAUCAUGCUGGACUGGCAGCUGCACCUCACCGCGCCGUUCACACCACACCGCCAUUACGCAAUCUCGCCGGCAUCAGGAGCGUUGUCCACCAGGGGGGAGCCAGAGGAGCCGGCACCGACCUGACGUGGUGGGUGGAAUGGGUGGACGGACGAUGGCUGCGUGCUGCGCACUCGUCCAUCCAUCCAUCCAUCCAUGUGUGUGUAUGUGCAUUUGAGAGAGAGAGAGAUCUGAGCAGUUUUUCUGUAACCGCGUAACAAAGGGAAUUGGCUGACCGACCGACCGACAGCAGCAUCAUCCUGAUGCUGGGUGGCUGGCUGGCUGUGUGUGUGUGUGCCGAUCGGGCGAGUGAGAGUGUGGGGGCCAUCUGUAGUGUACACCAACCCGUCACAUCCAUCUAUCCAUCGCCUGAUGAAUGAAUUGACACAUGUGUGUGACGGACGUAUGUGUGUCGUGGGCGCGGUGCGUGCAUGGGCGUGAGAGAGAGAGUGGGUGGGGCACCCUGGCGGAUGCAUGGCAUCCACGAGAGAGACCCACCAUCAGACAGACAGACAGACCGAUCCUCGCUUGAGGUGAACCAACGCACAAUGUCAUGAACCGCGGAGGGAG